AUGUUGGAGUACGGACCAGGGAAACCACUUUACAAAGUGCAUUCAGGACGCUGCAAGAGAAACGCUCCCGGUUCUAUUGCUGCGGGAGAAGUUUGCCUCUGCAUCUGCGGAGACAACAUACACGUAAAAAUUUGUGUGUGUGUCGCCUGCAGCACUAGUGAUUUCAAUCAAGACAUGCGUCUGGGAAGGAAGUUGAGCCUUCAGCUGCAACAAGACCACGAUAAUGAGUGGACUUCAAGAGCGAAGGAGUUUCAAAAAGCGUGGGAAGACAAGAACCCACGAAAAAAUUAUGCUUUACUAAAGCAGUAUAACGAGAAGAAGAAAAUAUGUUCUCCACUCCUCAACACUGCCGAUGGAGUGGCUGUCGGUGAUGCAGCCCUGCCAAUUCCGAGGGAUCACUUCAAAUUCUUGCUGAACCGGCCACAUCAGCUCCUGAACUCCAUAUUGAUCGAAUAA
Messenger RNA from Necator americanus (New World hookworm), 456 nucleotides. RefSeq lists its product as uncharacterized. The transcript has a single exon. Lineage: Eukaryota; Metazoa; Nematoda; Chromadorea; Rhabditida; Ancylostomatidae. Bases 1 to 456 code for a protein of 151 amino acids. The record is from RefSeq and is a predicted model, not a curated record.